Messenger RNA from Schizophyllum commune H4-8, 372 nucleotides. RefSeq lists its product as uncharacterized. The record is from RefSeq and is a predicted model, not a curated record. Lineage: Eukaryota; Fungi; Basidiomycota; Agaricomycetes; Agaricales; Schizophyllaceae. Bases 1 to 372 code for a protein of 123 amino acids. The transcript is spliced from 2 exons.
AUGCAUGCGCCGCUAUGGAUCGCAGCCUGCAACAGGAGAGGCAUUGCAAUCACUGCCGACGUUGCACAGCCUACGGUGCGCGCGUAUCGGGCUGAGCAGGGGCAGCCUCCUCCUCCCUCGGCCGCCAACAGCCCCCACCUUCCAUUCUCAAAAAGCACCUUCGUCGAUGCUAUCUGCGCGUGGAUUGCAGGCAACGACCAGAGCAUCAAUGUCAUCGACAACCCGCUGUUACGGAACAUAUUCCUUCUCCUACGCAAGGAGCUGCAGGACGCGGACAUACCGAGACGCGCUAGGGUGCGGGAUCGCAUAAUGGAGCUCUACAAAGAGCGCCUGGCUGCAGAAAUCGAGGUACGUCUGCGCCACCGCCCUUGA